Drosophila mauritiana is the source of this 570-nucleotide messenger RNA. RefSeq lists its product as uncharacterized. Lineage: Eukaryota; Metazoa; Arthropoda; Insecta; Diptera; Drosophilidae. The record is from RefSeq and is a predicted model, not a curated record. The transcript has 2 exons.
GUUGAAAACUUUCACACUCAUUGUGUGAAUUCAGUCACUGCCUUUCACACGUAAAGCACUAGUUUUAGCUUACACAAAGUAUCGGUUAUAACUUUUGGAAAUUGAGUCUGGCGAGAAUGUUUUUUGUAAAGCAAAGGACCUUGGCGAUAGGAGGAAUACGACAUUUUCGUUUGGAUUUGCAGCAACUAAUACCAUGCUGGUCACAAGGACCUGAGAAAACCUCGGCCACAGUUCUCGGUUCGGAAAAUCCCAUUAAAAGACGAUAUGAUUGUGCCUAAUCCCUCCUCGAACAGGUCAGUGAUCCCAAAGAAUUGGCCAAACAGGUUAUUAAGUUGGCCAGAGAAUUGCGUAUGGAGCGCCAGAAAAAUAAAAUUCUUAUGCAAAGUGUUUUGGAUCUAAAGGAAUCUAAAUUGUUGGAGCAACGCAACAAAAAUUCUAAUGGCAGGUCUAAAUAAAAGGAAUAAUAUCUCAAUUCCUCAAUCCUUUAAUAUAAAAUUAUAUUUUAAUAUAUAAUUUGCGUAAUACCUCCAAUUUUGUAAAAAAAUGUAGUUCAAAUAAAAACACAUUUCU